Messenger RNA from Glycine soja, 764 nucleotides. Its product is annotated as NHP2-like protein 1. The coding region runs from base 110 to 496 and encodes 128 amino acids. Gene Ontology annotation, cellular component: nucleolus; precatalytic spliceosome; U4/U6 x U5 tri-snRNP complex. NCBI's taxonomy places the organism in Eukaryota, Viridiplantae, Streptophyta, Magnoliopsida, Fabales, Fabaceae. Gene Ontology annotation, biological process: ribosome biogenesis; maturation of SSU-rRNA; mRNA splicing, via spliceosome. The record is from RefSeq and is a predicted model, not a curated record. The transcript has 5 exons. Gene Ontology annotation, molecular function: RNA binding.
AAAAGCCCAAUGUUUACAUGUUCCUCGUAACGGCUCAGUUGUGUAUUCACGUUCUGCACGAAGGAAAAACCCUAGCUAGUCCACUCCCCCUUCCUCCGUUCGAUCAACAAUGACAGGAGAAGCAGUGAACCCCAAAGCUUACCCUUUGGCGGAUGCCCAACUCUCAAUAACCAUACUAGACCUUGUUCAACAAGCUGCCAACUACAAGCAGCUCAAAAAAGGUGCUAAUGAAGCCACUAAAACCCUGAACAGGGGUAUCUCUGAAUUUGUUGUGAUGGCUGCUGAUACUGAGCCCCUUGAGAUUCUUCUACAUCUUCCUCUACUUGCUGAGGAUAAGAAUGUGCCCUACGUGUUUGUCCCUUCAAAACAAGCACUUGGACGUGCAUGUGGGGUCACCAGGCCAGUGAUUGCUUGUUCUGUGACAACUAAUGAAGGGAGUCAAUUGAAAUCUCAAAUUCAGCAACUAAAGGAUGCUAUUGAGAAGCUUUUAAUCUGAAAAAUUCAUAAUCGGUAUGAUAAAUUCAUAAUCGAUAUGAUGGGCUUCUUGAGUCGUGGCAAUUGCUCCUUCUGAGGCUUUGACUGGACGAGCUGCUAUGUUUACCCAAUAGGCUUUAUGUGUUAACCUAGAUGAUUUUCUUUAUACCAUGAAAGGUUAUUUGCGAGUGGUAUUUUUGUGAUAGUUAGUAUGAGUGAUGUUUUUAAUUGAAACAGUGUAAUGUUCAAUGCAAUUUUAUGUUAGUUGUUAUCUGAGAAUUUUAAAAGCA